AUGCGGUACAUGGAUGAUGAGGCAUUUAGGUCAAAGACUAGAGAAGCCAGUAAAGAAAGGUAUCUGAGGAACGAAAAUUACAAGGCAAAUUUAAAACAGAAGAGCAUUGAAAAGUACAAGACAGACGAAUCUCACAGAGAGGACGUGAAACGUAUGAGUUUACUGAAAUACAAAUUAGAUAGCACGCACAGAGAAAAUGUUAAAAGAAGAAGUACAGAAAAGUAUAAGUUACAAGAAGACCACAGACAAAAUCUUAAAGAUGCAAGCAAAGCAAGUUACAAUUUGAACUCAGAGGCUAAGCGACUAAAGCAAGAAAACGUUUCGAAGAAUAGACAAGAACGGAUUGACAAGCUGAAGGUUGACUGCGAAGUAAUGAACUUAUUUAAAAACAUCGUCAAACAAGGACCAGAGUACACAUGUUGUUGUUGUCAUCGUUUGAUGUUUGAAAAUCAAGUUCGUGGAUGUUCACAUGAAAUGUAUUCAGUAAAACAACAGGCAAAGAAUGUGGCAGAUCAGUGUUUAGAUCGCAAAUAUGUUCACCAGUGUGGCGUGUCGUGUCCAGACUACUGUCAAAAAUCUUCAAUGUGGGUGUGUUUUACAUGUCACAGAAAAAUUAUGAGUGGAAAAAUCCCACAAGAGUCUGCAGCUAAUAAAAUGUUAGUGGAGAAAAUUCCACCAGAGCUCAGUAAUUUAAAUUCCCUAGAACAGCACCUCAUAGCUUUACACAUUCCUUUCAUGAAAGUCAUGGCUCUUCCACAAGGUGGUCAAAAAAAUGUGCACGGACCUGUAGUGUGCGUUCCAUCAAAUAUAAAGAAAACAACCAGUUUGCCACUGAACGUUGAUGAGAAUCUUUUACUGAGGGUAAAACUCAAACGCAAGUUAUCAUACAAAGGCUACUUCGAAUACCAAUUUGUAAGUCCGCGACACGUAAAGACUGCUCUUGAAUUUUUGAAACAAAACAAUAAAUGGUACCAAGACUUUUCUUUUAACAGUAAUUGGACUGAUAAUGACGAUCAUUGUCUGUUGAGUGAUACUGUAGAAAGUGAUGAAAGCAAUCAGGAAAUGUCAGAUAUUGAGAAAAAUCACAACCAGGAAGUCGCAACUGACACAUGUUUACAACCUAUGGACAUUGCACAAGAAGUCCUUGAUCAUUAUUUUGAUGAUGUCUAUAAUAUUGCGCCAGGUGAAGGACAAAACCCUGUAAGAAUGUUACAAGAAGAUGGAAAUGAAGCGAAGUCAUUCCCACAUUUAUUUCCAUCUGGCAGAUUCUCAUGGAAUGAAGAACGAGAUGAAAGAAUAACGCUUUCCAGAUAUUUCAAUAACAGACUUAUGAACGCAGACAAUAGAUUCGCAAAGGACACAAAUUAUAUAUUUUUUGCGCAAUUUAUGUCAGAGCUAAAUCAGGUGAUUGAAAAAACUCAGAUAUCAAUACGGAAGUCUUUAUCCAAAAGUAACGAUGGAAAGUUGGUGACAUCAGACAUGCUACAAGACCCGAACGUGCUUUAUAAACUUCUCAGAAAUGACGAAGCCUUGCGAUUUAUGCAACCAAUAAGAGGAACACCUGCGUAUUGGUCAGCAACACAGAAAGAUCUUUUUGCAAUGUUGCGACAGUUAGGAAUCCCUACAUGGUUUUGCUCUUUUUCUGCCGCUGAAUUCAGAUGGAAUGAAAUAGUCGGUUGUAUUUUGCAUCAAGAGGAUACUGAUAGAAAUCCGUCUGAUUUGGACUGGUCUGAAAAAAGUGAAAUUCUUAGAAGAAAUCCAGUCACAGUUGCCAGAAUGUUUGAGCACAGAUUCCAUGCUUUUCAAAGAGAAGUCAUUCUAGCACCAGCUAACCCAUUAGGUAAGGUUGUAGACUACUUUGUAAGAGUUGAAUUUCAACAAAGGGGUUCUCCUCAUAUGCAUUGUUUGUACUGGGUCGAAGAUGCACCAAAAUUUGGGGAAGAUAGUGAAGAACGUGUAUGUCAAUUUAUUGACAAGUAUGUGACAUGUUCCUUACCAUCCGAGGUUGAUGACCAAGAACUAAGGCAGUCUGUGUUAAGUGUUCAGCAACAUAGCAAAAACCAUUCUAAAUCAUGUCGAAAAAAGGGAACAGAAUGCAGGUUCAACUUUCCAAGACCACCAUCAGAAAGAACUUUCAUUGCUGAACGAUUUGAAGAAGAUGCAGAGAGUCUUAACACCGAUCUGCAAAGGGACACAUCAAAAGCUAAGGAUACUUUACUUACGGUGUGGAAUAAAGUUCUUGAUGAUAAUAGUGAAUAUCAAACAACUGAGGAGAUAUUCAGAGAUAUAUCUCUAUCGCAGGAAGAUUACGAGAUCGCACAUAGAGCACUUACGUCAAAAACAACAACUAUUUUGAAACGUAACCCAGAAGAAAUGUGGACAAACCAAUACAACGAAUGUCUCCUUAAAUGCUGGGAUGCCAACAUGGACAUUCAGUUUGUUCUUGAUCCAUUUAGUUGCAUUGUGUACAUUAUGUCUUACAUCUCAAAAUCAGAACGAGAAAUGGGCAUGUUAUUAAAACAAACAAAACUUGAGGCAACUGAAGGGAAUCUUAGUGCAAAGCAAACAAUAAAAAAAGUAGGAUCGGCUUAUUUGAACCACAGAGAAGUCAGCGCACAAGAGGCUGUAUACAGAGUAUGCAAUUUGAAAAUGAAAGAGUGCUCAAGAAAAGUUGUAUUUAUACCUGUGGGAGAAAACCCAACACGCUUAAGCAAACCUCUUUCACAGCUGAAAAGAAAAGGGAAAUCACAGUCAGACGACUUCGAUGAGGAUGAAGAUGAGGAAGACAUUUGGAUGACGAAUAUUGUAGAAAGAUAUGAAAAUCGCCCACAGACUGACUAUUUCAAUCAAAUGUGUCUUGCAGAGUUUUGCUCGGAGUUCAGGGUACUUGCAAAAUCUCAAAUUCCACAGGCUAAAAAGGAAGGAGUAUACGAAUUGCGAAAUGGAAAAGGUUACAUCCAGAAAAGAACGAGAGGUAAACCAGCUGUCAUAAGAUACCCAAGAUUCAAUGCUGAAAGUGCCUCAGAAAAGUAUUUUCAAUCUAUACUUCAGCUUUAUCUGCCGUACACGAGUCAAAGUCAGCUGAAACCACCAGGGUUUGAUCUAUAUGAGUCAUUCUAUAGCAAUGGGUUUGUCAGAAUAGGUAGCGAUUUGCAAGCAGUGAAGGAUGUGGUCAACGACCAUCGAAAUCAGUUUUCUAAAAACGAGCAGGCAAUUGAAAAUGCCGAAGAAAUGUUUGAAAUGAUUGGCGAGCCUGAAGAUGCGUGGGCAAAUCUUUGUCCAGAAACUGAAAUGAAGCGGGAAGAGUGUUUAAUUCAGAGAUCAAAAUUGGGCUCAGAAAACGAUAUGAAUAAGGAAGAAACUAAAGAAAUUGAAAGUGAAGAUCCUUCAGAUUUUAUAUAUCACAUCAGGGAAGCUUCGAACUCAAGACAAGAGAUGCUACCAUUGCUGCAAAGCUUAAAUGAUAAACAGAAAGAGGUAUUUUAUUCAGUGCGCGAAUGGUGUCUGAAAAAAAUAUGUCAAGAAAAAGCAGAACCAUUUUAUAUUUUCAUAACAGGUGGAGCAGGAACAGGGAAAAGUCACUUGAUCAAAGCAGUUCAUUAUGAAGCCUCAAGGCUUUUGGGAAAGACAUUGCCCAUACCAAAUGCUUUAUCUAUUCUUCUUACUGCUUUCACUGGAACGGCUGCCUUUAACAUUGGAGGAAGCACAAUUCACCAUGUUUUCGCGUUGACAAAAGCACUACCUAUUCCAUAUGAACCCCUAAAGGAACAAACGUUAAAUGCAAUAAGGUCCAAAUUAGAUAAUGUGCAAAUCUUGAUCAUAGAUGAAGUAUCCAUGGUCUAUAAACGUCUAUUGUAUUACGUACAUGAACGACUCGUCCAAAUCAAAAAAUGCAAACAACCAUUUGGUGGUAUUUCGGUCAUUGCUGUAGGUGAUUUCUACCAACUUCCCCCAGUUAAGCAACGAAAAGACGAGAGAUUGUAUCAGACAAAUGAAACAUACCCUGUUGACUAUUGGUUAGACUUCUUCAAAAUCAUUGAGCUGGACGAAAUAAUGCGUCAGAAAGAGGAUGCUGUAUUUGCUGCUGUUUUGAAUUCUCUACGUGUUAGAACAUCUAAAGAGGAAAUAUCGAACGAAGCUUUGACUGUUCUGAGAGAUUGUAUAAGAGAAGGCCCGGAUGACGUGUUGCAUGUUUAUUCUACAAACGAAGAGGCAAAUGUUUUCAAUCUCGAAAAGUUGCAAUCGUGUUGUGUAGAUUUGAUAGAGGUAAAUGCAGAGGAUUACCAGAAAGACAACACAACAGGAAGGUUAAAAUUACGUGACAAACCAUUGAUCAGAACCAAAACCGAUGGACUCUUAUCUACACUGCUUUUAGCUGUGAAUGCAAGGGUUAUGCUUACAAGAAAUGUUAAUGUCGAGGAUGGACUUGUAAAUGGUGCGAUGGGCUAUAUUUCGCAUUUCGAGUUUGGUGAAGAUCAUCAGAGAAAAUGCAUUAAAGGAAUUGGUGUGAUUUUUGACAGUAAAGAAGUUGGGAAACUUCAUGGAAAAGCUACCUCAUAUGGAAAUCAGAUUGUGAUUCAAAGAAUUCAGGAAGAUGUAAAUGAAAAGAAUAGCAAAAAUGUAGUUCGACACCAAUUUCCCUUAAAACUGUCUUGGGCGUGCACAGCACACAAAGUGCAAGGAAUGACUACUGACAGGGUAGUAGUGAACUUAGAUCGGACUUUUGCUGCUGGUCAGGCAUAUGUAGCCAUUAGCAGAGUGACAUCAAAGGAUGGGUUAUACAUAGAGACCGCAGAUGAAAAUAUAUUUAAGAAGAAAAUUUACGCUGAUCCAGAUGUUAAAGCAUCAAUGAACGUCAUGCAAAGAUUCGUCCAAGACGGAAUGGGUGAAAAUCGACCAAUCCAGGAUGAACAAUUCAAAACGGUCCUUCUGCUUAAUGUACAAAGUCUAAGGGCACACAUACAGGACUUAAAAUCAGACAACAGACUUUGGAAAGUAGAUAUUAUUUGUUUAACAGAGACGUGGCUGAAAGACCAGGAUGAUUUUGCAGACUUUGAAAUUCCGGGUUUCACCUUUUAUGGCAUUUCAAGAGAAAUGUGCUAUGAUGUUUCUUCAAACAUUUUUCGAAAAUUAAGCCAAGCUAGAGGCGGUGGAAUAGGUGUGUUCUAUAGGAAAAAAGAAAAUGUUCGAGUUCACGAACUUCCCCUAAAGAAUAUUGAGGGUAUGGCGUUGCAGCUUUGCAACCAGAACAUCAUUCUGAUUGUUAUUUACCGACCAGGCAUCAUUAAUACUGCUGGUUUUUUAGAAAUUAUUCAGAAUGUUGUAAAUGUGUUCCAAGAACAAGAAUAUCAGUGCGUUAUACUUGGAGAUUUCAACGAAGAUGCCAGAUCAAAGGGGCCAAUUGCGUGUUUUCUUCAGUCAAAAGGAUUUGAACAAAGAGUUAACUUUUCAACAACAGAAGGAGGGACUAUCCUUGAUCACAUUUACAUUACUGAAAGAAUGUCCGUUAAGGUUGAGAAAGUCCCUGUCUACUUCAGUUAUCAUGAUGCUAUCAAGGUAUACCUUAUUAUUUAA
This is a messenger RNA of Magallana angulata, 5574 nucleotides long. RefSeq lists its product as uncharacterized. The transcript has a single exon. NCBI's taxonomy places the organism in Eukaryota, Metazoa, Mollusca, Bivalvia, Ostreida, Ostreidae. Gene Ontology annotation, biological process: DNA repair; telomere maintenance. The record is from RefSeq and is a predicted model, not a curated record. Gene Ontology annotation, molecular function: DNA helicase activity. The coding region runs from base 1 to 5574 and encodes 1857 amino acids.